This is a messenger RNA of Melampsora larici-populina 98AG31, 897 nucleotides long. RefSeq lists its product as uncharacterized. The transcript has 4 exons. Gene Ontology annotation, biological process: signal transduction; peptidyl-serine phosphorylation. Gene Ontology annotation, molecular function: cAMP-dependent protein kinase activity; ATP binding. Gene Ontology annotation, cellular component: cAMP-dependent protein kinase complex. The record is from RefSeq and is a predicted model, not a curated record. NCBI's taxonomy places the organism in Eukaryota, Fungi, Basidiomycota, Pucciniomycetes, Pucciniales, Melampsoraceae. Bases 1 to 897 code for a protein of 298 amino acids.
AUGUAUCAUUCUACUUUCGUCUUGAAGAAGAAGCAGUAUGAUAAAAUCACCAAUUAUGAACUUAUUAAGAUGAUAGGAAAAGGUACAACAUCAGAAGUCUGGCUUUGUAAAAAUAAAACGACUCAAGAGACAUCCGCAAUCAAAAUUAUCACUAAAUCUUAUCUCCACGAAACUUUGGCUCAUGAAGACUUAUUGAACGAGAUAAAUAUUCUAAAAAAGUUAUCUAAACAUCAUUGGAUAAUUAAUUUAAAAAGUCAAUUCUCAAAUCAGCAUGCUUUUUUUCUUUCUUUAGACUAUUUACCAGAUGGAAACCUCUUACAAAAAAUCCGAUCAAAAACUUUUGAUAAGAACUUGAUAAGAUUUUAUGUCGCACAACUAGCAAUUGUACUAGACUAUUUAGAAUAUAAAUCGAUUUUACAUGGUGAUUUAAAACCAGAAAAUAUUUUAAUAGGUAAAGAUGGAUAUAUAAAGCUAACAGAUUUUGGUUUAUCAAAAGAUCUCAGCAACAAAAAUCAUAGAACAAAUGGUUUGAUAGGUACUUCAUUUUAUCUUGCACCUGAAAUAUUAUUAGGUAAUGAUUACUCUUAUUCUAUUGAUUGGUAUUCACUUGGAAUUAUUAUGUUUGAAAUGCUAACUGGUGAACCUCCUUUUAAAGAUAAUCACGACGUGUUUGGAAUUUCUAAAGAAAUCAUUCAUGGUAAAAUUUCAUAUCCAAAAGAAAUUACGUCUCAAGAAAUCGAUUUGAUAAGUAAGUUAACAAAUAAAAAUUCAAGUACAAGAUAUUCUUCUUUAUUUCAAGUUUCACAUCAUCCAUGGUUUGAUGGAUUUGAUUGGGUAGGCGUUAUUUUGAACCUGGCAACAUAUCCUUAUACUCGUGAAAGUAUUUGGUUAAAGUAA